Glycine soja is the source of this 925-nucleotide messenger RNA. RefSeq names its product mitochondrial import inner membrane translocase subunit TIM23-3-like. The coding region runs from base 120 to 674 and encodes 184 amino acids. Gene Ontology annotation, biological process: protein import into mitochondrial matrix. NCBI's taxonomy places the organism in Eukaryota, Viridiplantae, Streptophyta, Magnoliopsida, Fabales, Fabaceae. Gene Ontology annotation, cellular component: TIM23 mitochondrial import inner membrane translocase complex; mitochondrial inner membrane. Gene Ontology annotation, molecular function: transmembrane protein transporter activity. The record is from RefSeq and is a predicted model, not a curated record. The transcript has a single exon.
CAGAACAUUAGUGUUAUUAUAUUCCCAAAACCCUUUGAGGCUUGAUCUUCCUUAAACCCUACGCACGCCUUCGUUGUUGUCGUAGACUUUGGAAAUUUUUUCAUUCACAGAAGACGGCGAUGGCGGAUUCUUCAAGCAACUCAAAGGAUCACCACAACACCCGCGUCUACCACCCUUACCAGGACCUCAACGUCCCCAUUCAGAAGCUCUACAACCUCCCCACCGCGCCGGAGCACCUCUUCCCCGAAGAAGCCGCCAGGACCCACCGCUCCUGGGGUGACAACCUCCAGUACUACACCGGCUCCGGCUACCUCGCCGGCGCCAUAACCGGCGCCGCCAGGGGCACCGUCCAGGGCCUCCGCGAGGCCGAGUCCGCCGACUCCCUCAAAAUCCGACUCAACCGAGUACUCAACUCGGGGGGCCUCGCGGGUCGCAGACUCGGCAACUCGCUCGGCGUGGUGGGCCUCAUCUUCGCCGGCCUCGAGAGUGGGAUGACCCACUUAAGGGGCACCGAUGACCUCGUCAACAGCGCCGUCGCCGGACUCGGCACCGGAGCUCUCUAUAGGGCCGCCGCCGGACCCCGAUCCGCCGCUAUUGCCGGUGCGAUAGGUGGGAUCGCCGCCGCCGCAGCGGUCGCCGGGAAGCAAGCUUUGAAAAGAUACGUGCCGAUCUAGGAAACAAUCAGGUUAACGACAAUGGGGAAUGGGGAUGGUGAUACAAAUUAGAUUAAUACUUUGGAAUUAAAAUUGUCUUUUUUUUUAAUCAUCAUAGUUUUUGUUGGUAUUAAUUUCAUAUUGCAGUUGUAAUCACUAAUUUGUAAACCCUCUCCAUAAAUUCAUGUAUUUAGUUUUAAAGCACUGAAGUGACAUGGAUUUUUAUAAUUAUUGUUUAAUGUAUCUCUUGUGGUCCUCUAGAGGUUGCUAAA